ACCGACUCUCUCACAAACAAACAAUCACCCCUAUUGGGUCUUCUUCAUCCGUGCAGUGAAAUAAGAGUACCACAACCACAAGCUUUCCCUCUGUUCCCUCUCUCCUCGUUCGUUGCUUUUCUUCGAGUAUUUGAUGUAAAUGAUAUUCAUUUUCUCCAACUGCUUCUGUUUGCGUAGGAGAUUUUCCUCCCCAGAAUACCACUAGUCUUUCCCAGCAUGCCCCAUCCGGCCUUUAAUCGAUUCCUGGAUGGCCAACAAGUGUGUUCAUAUUUAACAGUGGGCCUUUAAAGUCAACAAACGUGUAGUUUGGAGUCUAUGCCCCUUCUAGAUGGAUGUUUACACUUUACAGUUUACAGCUCUCGUGUAGUCCUCUCCUCCCCACCUCAUCUGCAACUUGUGAAACACUGUUAAACUACCCAAGUUGUAAUCAGCUGGUGUUGCAGCCCAAAUGGGCAUUCUUUCAUUCAUUGUGAUCGGAGUUUGCUUUUCACUCUUUCCGUUAAAGACCUCAACUUCAGCUGCUUCCAUUCCCAACCAUGCCGGCUAUGAAUUGGGUUUCUUGAGUACCCUAAAGGGUGUUCAAAGGAGGAGUCUUUUGGCUCCAACUGACUAUUGUGACAACAAUGGCCUUUGUGGCCCGUAUUCAAUCUGCAACAUCAGUACUUCACCGGUUUGCAAUUGUUUGGAAGGGUUUAAGCCUAAAGCACCAGAUGAGUUUAAAAAUGGGCAAAGUACAGGCGGUUGUGACCGCAUUGAAGCUUUGAACUGCCAAAAUAAAGAUGAUGGGUUUGUGAAAUAUGCUGGGGUGAAGUUGCCUGAUGCUAUAGAUUCUCUGGUUAAUAAGAGUGUGAGUCUGGAGGAAUGCAGGGGUAAUUGUUUGAACAACUGUUCUUGUGUGGCUUAUGCAAGCUCCACUGUCAAUAAUUGCACUAUCUGGUUUGGUGAUUUGGUCAACAUUAGGAAGCUUUCCGAUGGUGGAGAGGAUUUAUAUGUUCGAGUGCCUGCGUCAGAAUCAAAGGCAAACCACUCACCUACGGCAAAGAUAGCGGGGAUCGUUGCAUCUGUUGUUGCGGUUGUUAUUGGAAUGCUGUUGGUUGCUUAUUGCAUUCACAGGAAGAGAACAAAGUUCAAAGAGAAAAUUGGAAACAAUGGAACGACAAAUCAGAACUAUGACAGACAGAACGAAGACAUAGAGCUACCAAUAUUUAGUUUGUCCACAGUACUCACUGCCACCGAUAACUUUUCAGUCAACAAGAAACUUGGAGAAGGUGGCUUUGGGCCUGUAUACAAGGGGAGUCUAGUGGAUGGUCAAGAAAUUGCUGUGAAGAGACUAUCACUAAGUUCAGGGCAAGGAACAACUGAGUUCAAAAAUGAAGUACUUCUAAUAGCCAAACUUCAGCACCGAAAUCUUGUAAGACUCCUAGGUUGUUGCAUUGAGGGAGAAGAGCGGUUGUUGAUUUAUGAAUAUAUGCCCAACAGCAGCUUGGACUUCUACCUUUUUGAUGAAAAUCGAGCAAGACAAUUAGCUUGGCCUCAACGCUUUCACAUUAUCUGCGGGAUAGCUAGGGGUCUUCUUUAUCUGCAUCAAGAUUCCAGAUUGAGGAUUAUUCAUAGAGAUCUUAAAGCAAGUAAUGUUUUGCUCGAUAAGGAGAUGAACCCAAAAAUCUCGGACUUCGGUAUGGCUAGAACAUUUGGAGGAGAUGAGACUGAAGGAGUUACAAGAAGAGUUGUUGGAACCUAUGGUUAUAUGGCACCCGAAUAUGCAAUUGAUGGUCAGUUCUCUGUAAAAUCGGACGUUUUUAGUUUUGGCGUUCUAUUGUUGGAAUGUUUAAGCGGGAAGAGAAGUAGAGGAUUUUAUGAUGCUGUUGAUGGCCUUAGCCUCAUUGGAUGUGCUUGGGAACUCUGGAAAGAAGGAAGAUCUGCAGAGUUGAUUGAUGAUUGCUUAAGGGAUUCUUGCAAUCUAUCAGAAAUCAUGUGUUGCUUCCAGAUUAGUCUUUUGUGUGUGCAAGAGCUUCCUGAGGACAGGCCAAAUAUUUCAAGUGUGAUUCUCAUGUUAGGGGGUGGUUCUGCCUUGCCUCAGCCAAAAAAUCCAGGUUUCUUUGCUAAAAAAAGUUCAUCCGAAGCAGAUUCUUUUUCAUGUAAGAUUGGAACAACAUCCUCAACUAACAAUGAAACAUCUUCAAGUAAGAAUUAUUCAUAUUCAACAUACGAGUCUACAAUGUCAGUAUUGGAGGGUCGAUAAGAUUCACUGGACAGCAAUUUUGUAGCAUGAACAGAUCAUGUUGAAAUUCUGAGACCUUAGUGGUGGAUUCUGAGAGCCCCAGAUCUGUUAAUGGUAGGUAAAAUGGGAACAUAUGUAGCCUGUGCUAAUCUGUUUCUGCUGCUAAAAGAUACUGUAAAUAGCUCAC
Argentina anserina (silverweed cinquefoil) is the source of this 2408-nucleotide messenger RNA. Its product is annotated as G-type lectin S-receptor-like serine/threonine-protein kinase SD1-1. Gene Ontology annotation, biological process: recognition of pollen; protein phosphorylation. The transcript has 8 exons. The record is from RefSeq and is a predicted model, not a curated record. Lineage: Eukaryota; Viridiplantae; Streptophyta; Magnoliopsida; Rosales; Rosaceae. The coding region runs from base 449 to 2242 and encodes 597 amino acids. Gene Ontology annotation, molecular function: protein serine/threonine kinase activity; ATP binding. Gene Ontology annotation, cellular component: plasma membrane.